Pseudophryne corroboree (corroboree frog) is the source of this 4345-nucleotide messenger RNA. Its product is annotated as sialic acid-binding Ig-like lectin 5. NCBI's taxonomy places the organism in Eukaryota, Metazoa, Chordata, Amphibia, Anura, Myobatrachidae. The record is from RefSeq and is a predicted model, not a curated record. The transcript is spliced from 11 exons. Bases 1 to 2595 code for a protein of 864 amino acids.
AUGGGUAGUAUUUGUGCCCCGAGUGUGGCCAACAUCUAUAUGGGACAAUGGGAAUUAGAAACAAUCAGUGGUGACUUGAAGGAGAACAUCAUAGUAUAUAAGAGGUACAUAGAUGAUGUGCUAAUCGUGUGGAAGGGUACAGAAAUAGAUUGGGAAAAUUUUCUGGCUAAAAUAAACGUGAAUACGUAUAAUUUAAAGUUUACAGGAACAUUCAGCCCUAAUAGGCUGGAGUUUCUAGAUUUGGUAUUAUCGACUGAAAACUUUUGUUCAACAGGCAAGAUUGAAACUUACACACACUUUAAAAAUGUAGAUAGCAACAGUUAUUUGCAGUUUGGCAGUUGCCAUCUCCCACAGUGGAAGGAGAAUAUCCCCUAUUCACAAUAUACGAGGCUCAGGAGAAACUGUACCGACCUGUCAAAAUUUGAUGAACAGGCAGAUGUAUAUACAGAGAGAUUUAAAGAGAGAGGUUAUCCCGUUAGAUUAUUAGAUUCAGCACGUGAAAAAGCAAAGGCUAAAGACCGUGAAUCCUUGCUGGUUUACAAGAAGAGGAUUAACAAGGGAAAAAAAUUGUUUUGUCCAAUGGUUACCCAGUUUAGUACAGGUUUUAGGGAUCUGGAAAAAAUAGCCAAGAAGAACUGGCAUGUGUUACAGAUGGAUGCGAUUUUGGGUCCAGAACUAGCAAAAAAAACAGAUAUUAUAUAUAAGAAGGCAAAAACACUAAAAUCCAUGUUAUCCAAAAGUGCACUACCCAUAGCUGAAGCUGCGAAUAGUGAAUAUAAAUUUUUGGGAACUACAAAAGGAUUUUUUAGUUGCUGUAACUGUAAAGUAUGCAAUUUAGCAGAAAAGGGCUCUAAAACCUUUCAAGGGAAUGAUACUAGGAAAGGACCGAUACAUAUUAAAUCAUUUAUGAAUUAUAUCACGUGUCAGGAAAACCCUGGUUAUGCAAUCCGUGCGGAUUCUCCUGUCACUGUAGAGGAGGGUCUGUGUGCCACCAUCCACUGUUCUUUCCAGGCUGACUAUAGGACUAGAUUCUACAAUUCCAGAGGCUACUGGAGGAUAUAUGACAAGCCUAUUGUUUUAGCCACUUAUAAUACAAAUUAUGUUGCAAAAGAAAACUUCCGUAUGCCAGGAAAUCUAAAUGAAGGAGACUGCACCCUGACCGUGACUGAUGCAAGGAGAGAAGAUAGUGGGCAAUAUAUCUUCAGGUUUGAAGAAAGUCCCACAAGCAGAAUCAAAUAUAACUAUGAGAAAUCCCUAAUAUCUGUGAAUAUAACAGAUCUCACACGGAUGCCAGAAAUCUCCAUUCCUGAGAAGAUCAUUUCGGGUCAGGAGGUGACACUCACUUGUUCCUUUCCUGUGGAUUGCCCUGGAACAAUUCUCAAUUUCCAAUGGUCAAAGAGUGAUCAGGAUGGAAUUUGGAAAAACUCAUCAACUGUAACAUUCACCCCGUCUCAGAGUGAUCACAAUAUAUCGGUGACCUGUAACGUGACCCUACCUACUGUGAUGACUUCUACUCAGAGAACUAUAAUCCUAGAUGUGUACUAUCCUCCAUCCAUCGUUAUUAUGGGAGAGAUCAAUGGAAAAAAGAACAAGAAAGCAGAAACUAUGACAGUGCUGGAAGGAGACUCCCUGAGAUUAAUCUGCUCUGUAGACAGUAACCCGGCAGCUAAUGUGACCUGGAUGAAGGAAGGAGAUAAUGUAACCAGUAAUGAGACUGGACGAGGGCUGGAGCUCCAUCUGACAGACGUAACAGCUAGUGAUCCUGACACAUAUUACUGCGUAGCAGAGAGUGAAUAUUGGAGAGUGAAUAAAAGUGUCACUAUAACUGUACAAUAUCCGCCAAGAAAACCAGAUAUCUUAAUUUCUUCGUCUGAAGGUAGAGGAGUUGAAGCAAGUCUGUCUAUGACUGUAAAUGAAGGAGAAACUCUAACUCUAAAAUGCACUGUGGAUAGUAACCCAGCAGCUACUGUGAGCUGGAUAAAGGGAGACGUUUAUGUAGACAUGAAUAACAUGAUUGGUAGCGGAUUAUUGGGACCACUGAUCAGUAUAACAGCCCCAGACGCAGACACUUACAGAUGCUUUGCAUGGAACAAACAUGGUGUUAUCGAAAAUCGGAUCAAAUUCAACAGCAAUCAAGGUAAUAAAACAGCAAUAGAGAAUGACAGUACAUCUCCCAGAGGUGCAGAAUACACAAUUCGUGAUAUAAUGAUUGGUGUUGCGUGUGGAAUUGGCAUUUUCCUUAUUGUUCUUCUAAUUUCAAACUUGAUUAAAAGAAGGGGGAAAGUCACUAAUAAAACAGCGUAUAAGCCCACUGAGGAGCAACCACCCACCGAGGAGCAAACAGAGGAUCCCAACCAGGUGUACAUGAAUGUCGAAGUAUUUGAGAAAAGACCUGAGAUCGAAGAAUCGGGUGCACAGCUGAAUUUAAAUAGCAUCACAGCUGACCAAGAAGACAUGCAUUACUCCACCAUAGACUUUCCUGGUGCACCCUCUAGAGUCACCGCAAGAGAACCAAAGACGGAAUAUGCAGAAAUAAAGCCCAACAGAUUGUGCCAGGGAUCCACCACUCAUGAUCCUUCUCAGACUCUACAAUGAUGAAAUCUCUCAUUGUGUAUUUGGUUACCCAUCAUCCUAAACACCCAUCACGUAUUAUUUAUAUUUGACAUCACAAAAUGAUUAGCAUGCUGUAAUACAAUUGAGUUACUAUGUUCUCCAAAAUGUUUAUGCUGCAUACAGUAGCAAUAUCCCAUUAAGUGUGAAUACUGGAAUUACAAGGUUUGAAAAUUGCAACUCAAAUCAAUUUAAAAACAAGGCUGCAAAAGAAUGAUGAGAAAAUGUGGUGAGAGAAUACAUCUAUCUUGCAGGACCAAAAUCAGGUAGUACAUUAUUAAUUUUGUUUAUUUCUACUGCACCGCCGUAGUGUUGUGAGACAACAAUGUCAACCACUGUGCACCCAUGCUAUCCCAGUACAAAUACUGUAAGUUUCUGGAAUUAUUUGGUCCCAUUUUUCAAUACAAAAAGUGCUUAAUAUUGUUUUUUCUCCAAGAUAGGCUACAUUUUUAGAAUAUAUCCAAAUUAUUUGGAAUAAAAAAAAAUGUAUGUAAGAGGAAUGAAAAAAUGCUAAAUGUAUGUACUAAAAAAUUACAUAAAAGUAAUCUAAGCCCUUGAAGGUUCAUUCACUACCACCAUGCUGUGUUUAGGUUCAUUGUUUAAAGGGGGUCAUUCCGAGUUGUUCGCUAGCUGCAUUCGUUCGCUGUGCAGCGAUGAGGCAAAAAACGGCACUUCUGCGCAUGCGUAUGCGGCGCAAUGCGCACGCGCGACGUACUAUUACAACGGCCGAUGUAGUUUCACACAAGGUCUAGCAAAGCUUUUCAGUCGCACUGCUGGCAGCAGAGUGAUUGACAGGAAGUGGGCGUUUCUGGGUUUCAACUGAUCGUUUUCAGGGAGUGUUCGAAAAAACGCAGACGUGGCAGGAAAAAUGCAGGCUUGGCUGGGGGAACGCAGGGCGUGUUUGUGAUGUCAAAACAGGAACUGAACAGUCUGAAGUGAUCGCAAGCGCUGAGUAGGUUUUGAGCUACUCUGAAACUGCACAAAAUUAUUUUGUUGCCGCUCUGCGAUCCUUUUGUUCGCACUUCUGCUGAGCUAAAAUACACUCCCAGUGGGCGGCGGCAUAGCGUUUGCACGGCUGCUAAAAACUGCUAGCGAGCGAACAACUCGGAAUGACCACCAAUGUCUAUGGAAACUAUUUGUAAAUGUUGGCCUCUCUACAUUUUAAUUUAUUAUGGCACUUAUUAUUUUCUUUACUAUAAGAAUUAAUAUUAUUAUUACUAUUGUGAUCACUGUGUUUUAAUACUCUGUUAUUGCUAUAUGUUUAAAGUAGAGAAUAGUUGUUUAAUUUUGUAGUGUAACAAAACUUUAAUGUACUCAUUAAAGUUUUGAAGACUAAAAAAAAUAUGGACUGGUCCAUAAUGAAUAAUGUUAUUAAUGAUAUACAGUAGGUGGGGAAGAGACAUGGAGGCAUAAUUACUAAACAGCAGAUUUUCAAAGUAGCCAUUUCUAGGUGACUUUGACCAUUAGAUUUAAAAGACCUAUAACAAGAGAUACUAAAAAUAAUUGCAAACUCAGAUUAUAACAAUAAACAAUUUCCCCUAUUUGAAAGAAUAUAUGCAAUAUACUGUAAAUUACGUUACACACGGAAUAUAGAUUGUGUGUGUGGGGGGGGGGGGGGAGGCAGGGCCGGAUUAAGGUAUGUGGGGGCCCUGGACAACAAACUUGUUGGGGGGCCCCUAUCAAUAAAAGUGAUAUAAUAACGAUGUUAUAAAAAUAAAGUAUAUAUACAUGUGUA